This is a messenger RNA of Gigantopelta aegis, 2891 nucleotides long. RefSeq lists its product as uncharacterized. Lineage: Eukaryota; Metazoa; Mollusca; Gastropoda; Neomphalida; Peltospiridae. The record is from RefSeq and is a predicted model, not a curated record. The coding region runs from base 216 to 710 and encodes 164 amino acids. The transcript is spliced from 5 exons.
CUCCCAUGGAAAGGCCCGGAGAACGACAAAACUUUGUGAAAAGAGAGACGUUCACGCUAUUCCUAGAAUCCUAGGUAGCAUCAACAGGCGCAAUUUCAGAUAUAUAUACACAUAUAAUUGCAACAGCAAUAGCAAGAAUCAUUAAUCACUGAAAGCAGUGAUGGCAGAUGGAAACUGAUGUAGUAAGUUGGUGAGAAACCGUGACAGAUAACGCCAUGGAUAUGGACACCACAGCAGAUGAUACUCAGGCGGGAGGUGACGGCGAGGCAGUUGCAGCAGGUGGUGAGCCGGCCGAUGUUCACAGAUCUGUCACUACGACGACCACGGAACAAACUCACAAGUUUGAGUCAACUAUACCAAUUGAUCGCCCACUGAAGAGGUAUGCAUGGUUCCGCCAUAAAGGCAAAGAAGAGCCUGCCAUUAAAGGAAGGGGGGAGGUUUCUCUGAUACUGUCAUCACUGAAGCCUGGUCCACAUGUCAGAGCAAAAGCAGAUUUUUUAGACAGCUAUCUCCGGGCAGAGUGUGUGGUGGACAGCAGAAGCUCGUCCUCAGAACCAGUAACUCGUGUCUGCUAUAAAUACGAGCGCAAAUUCCCCAAGGAUGCUGAAAUAACAAAUAUUACAUGCGAGGUGAAAAAGGGUCAAAUGAAUAUCUACUUUGACAAGCUUACAGACUUUAGUCUACAAUCCAUAUGGAUUCAGCCUCCUUAAGAGCUGUUCAUAACACUUUCUCACAAGUUCAACAGUAACCAAUGUCAAUUAGCUAAAACCCAAAUUAUGUAUCCUGUUUCACAAUUAUCGAAUUUGAAUACCGACCACUUACAAUCAAAAUGCAAGGGAAUUUUUUAGGUCUUAUUUGCAAUUGAAAUUUGCUUUUAAGUUUGGGUAGGACGAGUAAUUUCACAGUGGUCAACUGUAGCACGUCAGGGAUUUUCUUAGGACCGAGUUGUGUUUAUAAUUCAUAGGUAACAUUUGGCAGAAUGCUAGUGGUGGCUUGUGUAGAAACACGGUUCUCUGUAUUAGUCUUCUACAUCAGAUUAACAGUCCACCAGGGCCCGUGCUUUAACGUAACGUAAUGCUAUUUGAAUGGCGUUGCCAUGACGUUAAAGUCUGGACUUUUAUUAAAGUCUAGACUUUUAAGGUUUAUAAGCACGGGGCCUGCUGUUCAGCAUCCGGUGUAAUUUUAUGUGUAUCAUAAUCAAUACCUGUUUUAUUGCUGUAUAUUAAUACAAAAGGUUACAUUAGUUUGAAACCCAGUGUAUGCCAGCACAUUUUCUUAACUACAGUUAUUUGGCUUCCAAUUUUUGUGGAAGGCUUGGUUGGCUGAGUGGUUACGGUUGAGUGCUGUUAAAUGCCAUUGAAUCGGUGCAGUAGGUUCGAAGCCGACCAGUUGAUACUGUGUUUUUAAAUAUCACACACAGCUGAUUGUGUCUCCAAACCCGGUUUUAAAUAUCGGUGGUAGCCUUGCUUAAUAAGUAGAAUUAUCGUGGAGUAGUCAAUAGUCGUGCACCACACAACGUAUUGAUCCUUGAUGUCACAUUUAUUAACAGAUAAAGAAAUAACACUUCCCGAUUCAUUGAUAGCACUACAUGCAUUUCAAAAUUGACAUUUCAAUAAGUAAUGAUUUAUUUCUUUUUUCAUCAAUAAGAAAGGCAUUUUUUAAAAUUCCAUUUAAAUGGGAAUUGCUGAACAAUAACAAGUAUGAAGUGUGCAACUGUUAGUUGCGUUGUGUAGAGAAUGCUAGAAGUGGGAUUUAUUUAUAAACCUGUUUGCGUUGUGUAGAGAAUGCGAGAAGUGAGAUUUAUUUAUAAACCUGUUUGACUAAUAAAAAAUAGUGUGCUAUGAACAGCACUGGACCAAUCAGUUAACUAAAUAAUAUUUAUUUUAUUACAUUUCUGUUACACAUGUUUACUUUACUGUUUGUUGUUAGGUGUGCGACUGUUAUUUACUCCAGGAUAAAUCUAUUAAAUAUCACCUCAGUGUCAUUUGUCAAAGAUAUUUUGUCACCACAGACUAGGAUUGGGGACAAAGUACUUGUUAGUCAGAAUCCUGAUGCUCAUCAUUAUGGUACUAACAUGAAUUAAAGUGAAAACAUUUCUUCUCCAAUGGUUCUUGUUUGUGUUCCGAGUUACAUCAUUCUCCUGAAUGUUUCCUUCGAGUAAUAAGAGCCAAUAUAUUGUUAAUAAAGACAUUGUGUUUGCUGCCAUUGUAAGACAUUUUAAUGACUACAGUUAGACUUUAGAAUAUCAGUAUGUUUACAUCCAAUGUGUUUCUGAUCAUCUUAACAUUUAUAAGAGCUCUAAGUGCAUUUUGCAUCACAAUAUAUAUUUAUUCAUAUGUAUGAAACUAUUGGGAGGCGAAAUCCAGGUUUUGUGCUACUAGGACAUUGGGACCACAAUAAACUUCUUGUAUAUAGAUACUGAUAUUUUAAGCAAAAAAAUUGUAUUUAAAGUACUAAUUAAAAUUAUACCCAGGUGAUUUUCCAGUCUUAUAUAUUAGUUAUAAAAAUCCCUGAAAUAAAAACCAUAAAAAUGUGUCAGUAUUAUCAUGACCUGUUAUGGUAUUCAAACAACCGGUGCAAAAAAUGACAAUAAAUUACCUGUUAUAGUCAUUUAUUAUCAUUUUUUGUACCGGUUAUUUGAACAUCAAUAUAUGCACACUGAAAAGUUAGCAAUCACUUGGCUUCCUGGUUUUAAUGGUUCAUCUCAUUGUAGUGCAAUACAUUUGUAUGUCAUUUAUCAUGCUCAAUGUAAACUUCGUCAUGCUUUUUAAGACAUGUCAAUGUUGUUUAUCAUUCAAAUGUCGGUUGCAUAUUUGUAUUAUGUAAUCAUCUAUUUUUUUAUAAAUCAAUUUUGUGUUCCUUUUUAUAUAAAUAAAUCUUUUUGUAAUGAA